UGGAAACCUGUGAGCGGGCAGCAUCCAGCGGCUCUUCUGUCUGCUGGACCACUCCACAACCAGCAGCUCCAAGAUGGCGUUAACACGGCACAGUGUGUUUCUUCUCCUCUGCUUCGCUCUCAGUUACACGGCUCUGGCAGUUAUCCUCAGGACCACAGAGAAGACCGUCUGGACCAACGAGUUUGACUCCGCUGAGCUGUCCUGCCUAAUUGAGUCGAUCUCCACCAACAACCCCAGAAUAGAGUGGAAGAAAAUCAAAAACGGGGUGCCGAGCUAUGUGUACUUCCAGAACAAAAUCUCAGGUGACCUGGAGCAUCGGGCGCGGCUACGGGAGCCGGCGAACCUGGUGAUCCUGAACGCCAGCAGAUCUGACACGGCGCAGUACCGCUGUGAGGUGGCUGCCAUCGACGAUCAGAAGCCCUUUGAUGAGAUCUUAAUCAGCCUUGCAGUCAGAGUAAAGCCAGAGGUGCCGCGAUGCACGGUACCGGACUCGGCCACGGUCGGCUCCUCGGCGGAACUCCGGUGCCUGGAGAACGAGGGGUUCCCCCAGUCUCAGUACCAGUGGUUCCGCAACGACGAGGAGCUCCCGGACGACCCAAAGAGCAGUCCCCGCUUUCUGAACUCCACCUACACCGUGAACCCUGACACAGGAACCCUGAAAUUCCGUACACUGAAGAAGAGCGAUGCAGGAGAUUACUACUGCGUGGCCAAGAACGAGGCGGGCCAGGCCAAGUGUGGUGCCCAGCUCAUGGAAGUCUAUGACCUGAACAUCAUGGUGAUCUUCCUGAAGGUCCUGGGUGGAGUGGUGGCGGGGAUUUGCGUGAUUGUUGGUCUCUGCCACAUCUGCAAAAAAGUCUCCUGCAAAAAGGAGACGGAAAAUAAUUAUAAAGCCCCCCGACAUGACGACGGGGUGGAUUACAUCACGGCUGAUGAGGGGCACUUCCGCCACAAGUCCUCGUUCGUCAUCUGAAGAGCCAGAGUGGCCUUGACCGGACGGAGGACGAGUCGGGAGUGAAGGCAUGCGGCGCGAGGAGAGUCUCAGCCUCGGAGGACGCUUUUCGGUUGACCUAUUUAUCUCAGAGGUGCAUAACCAACAAAGACCCUGUUUGCUAUUCGCUGUCCUAAUCAGCCCCGAAGAGUUCAUGCAAUAGAGAUCUAUAAAUAUAUAUUUUUUAUUGUGUUUCCAUGAAAUGCUGUUUCAGUUGCCAACACCCUGUACAUUUACGUAGGUGUUUUGAAAAAUUUUGUUUUCAUGCAUUCCUGGUGAAGUCUUUUUUUUGUUUUGUUUGUUUGUUUCUUUCUUUUGUUUUGUAACAUUACCUACUGUAUCUGCACAAAGCCAGUGUUCAUUUCAGUUUCAGCUUUAUGUGCCAUGCCAAGACUGUCUUACCGUGGCCAGUGUUGACAGUGAGUGUUGUGAUGUGUAAGCUAUAGUCAAUAGAUAGUUUCCGACUUUGAAUUUAUGAUCUGCUGCGCAGUAUGUGUGCGUGAGAGUGGCGGCAGAUGAUACUGUUGAUGCAUAAGAAGGGUGAAACAGGAAGUAGGGGCUUCCUGCUGUAGGGAAUUUGCUGGUGUCACAUGUUGGCCUGACAUCUAAUACCACAAACUGGAGGCCAGUGUUCUGCUCAAUGCCAACCAAUUGACCUGAGAUGGGAGUUUAACCAGGUCUUUUAGCUGCCAAAGCCUGUGGACACCAAAAGCACUUUGACGUUAGAUGACUUGACUGGACUCCCUCCCUGGUUUCAUUCUCUUGAAAAUACUGUAGAUACAUGUACAUGCACUUGUAAUUUUCACAGUGCCCUGUGUGUGUGUUAAAGUGACCUUCAAUGCUUUCUAGUUAUUUUAUAAAUUUUGGACAUAUUGUCCAGUUUUGUUUUUUGAUCAGUGUUUUUGGUUUUCUAUCUGUCUGUAUAAUAUUGUGGUACUGAGCAAGAGGCCUAUGGCAAUAAUACAGAUAACACUGUUUAUGAAACAAAUGUAAUCACAGAAGUCAAUCAUUGUUUCUAUUAGAAUGAAUAGAAUAAAGUAGAAAUACAUAAACCACUGAA
Messenger RNA from Sardina pilchardus (European sardine), 2048 nucleotides. RefSeq names its product junctional adhesion molecule 3a (gene jam3a). The record is from RefSeq and is a predicted model, not a curated record. NCBI's taxonomy places the organism in Eukaryota, Metazoa, Chordata, Actinopteri, Clupeiformes, Clupeidae. Gene Ontology annotation, cellular component: plasma membrane; cell-cell contact zone; protein complex involved in cell adhesion. Gene Ontology annotation, biological process: cell-cell adhesion; cell migration. Gene Ontology annotation, molecular function: protein heterodimerization activity; cell-cell adhesion mediator activity; integrin binding. The transcript has 9 exons. Bases 74 to 970 code for a protein of 298 amino acids.